Messenger RNA from Salvia splendens (bonfire salvia), 1697 nucleotides. RefSeq names its product anthocyanidin 3-O-glucosyltransferase 2. The transcript has 2 exons. Lineage: Eukaryota; Viridiplantae; Streptophyta; Magnoliopsida; Lamiales; Lamiaceae. Bases 149 to 1525 code for a protein of 458 amino acids. Gene Ontology annotation, molecular function: UDP-glucosyltransferase activity. The record is from RefSeq and is a predicted model, not a curated record.
CAAGAUCCGACUUCAGGUGAAAGAGGUGCACACCCCUAUACCUUCUUAGGUCGUCUACUCGAAAAUGUCCUCGAUGAUUACUCUCGGAGAUUCGCCUGUCAUAGCAGCAUGGUUGGUGAAGUGAAAGGCUUAAUGAUUCCAAGAAAAGAUGUUUACAGAUGCCAAAACAACCAUGGUGUUCAUUCCAUUCCCUAUAAUGAGCCACCUGGUGUCAGCAGUAGACACUGCCAAGCUCCUCGCCGAUCGAGACGACCGCCUCUCCAUUACCAUCCUACUUAUGAAGCUUCCCGUGGACACCAAGAUCAGUUCAUACACUAAAAAUUCUCCCCACCCUCGGAUCAACUUCCUACACCUGCAAGAAAACAAGUCCGUCACAUCAGGGUUGAUCGGAGCCAAGAACCGGACGCUUCUGUUCGUGGAGAGCCAGAAAGGAAGACUUGCUGGUUUCGUGCUUGACAUGUUCUGUACUCCCAUGAUUGAUGUGGCUAAUGAGCUCGGUGCCCCGGCUUACAUCUUCUUCCCCAGUGGAUCAGCUUUUCUUGGGCUUGUGUUGCACCUCCAGAGCUUGAGCGACGAUCAUGGCAAAAACUUGAAAGAGUACGAGGAUUCAGAUGUGGAGAUCUCUAUUCCAACUUAUGUUAAUCCAGUACCUGCAAAAGUGUGGCCUGCUAAAGUAUUCGACAAGGAGACUGGUUUUCUAGAUUUUAUCAGAAGAUACAGAGAGAGCAGAGGGAUCAUCGUGAACACCUUUCUUGAAUUCGAGCACCACGCAAUUAGCUCGCUCUCUGCUGAUCCCAGAAUUCCUCCAGUUUAUCCAUUAGGGCCAAUGAUUCAAGGGGGAGGUGAAGAAACUGAUGAGAACAAGAGGAAGCGUGAGGAGAUCAUCGCGUGGCUGGACGAGCAUCCCCAUUCAUCAGUUGUGUUUAUCUGCUUUGGCACCAAUGGAAGUUUUGAGGGCGAUCAGGUGAAGGAAAUUGCUACUGCGCUGGAGCAGAGUGGAGUCCGGUUUCUAUGGUCGUUGAGAAAGCCACCUCCUGAAGGUACAAUUGAGUUUCCAGGGGAAUAUGAGAACCCUGAACAAGUAUUGCCUCAAGGGUUCCUCAGAAAUACUAAUGGAAUCGGGAAGGUGAUCGGGUGGGCCCCCCAGAUGGCUGUGCUGUCUCACCCUGCUGUGGGAGGAUUUGUGUCGCACUGUGGAUGGAACUCGACUCUGGAAAGUCUGUGGUGUGGAGUGCCUGUGGCAGCAUGGCCGCUGUCUGCAGAGCAGCAGACCAAUGCAUUCCUGCUAGUCAAAGAGUUCGAAAUGGCGGUUGAGGUCAAAAUUGACUACAGGAAGGAAAGUAAUGUUAUCGUGGCUGCAGGAACGAUAGAGAGUGCAAUUAGGCAGCUGAUGGACCCGGAGAACAAGAUCCGACUUAAGGUGAAAGAGCUGCACAACAAGAGUAGACUGGCCCUAGAAGAAGGAGGCUCGUCCUAUAACUUCUUAGGUCAUCUGAUAGAAAAUGUUAUGGAUAAUACUCAUUGAAGUCUAGCCUGUCUGGUGAAGUGAAUGUACUAGAUUGAGAGUUCCCAGUCAUAUCAUUUGCAAGAAGCUAAAACAGCAUUUCCUAAAUCUCAGUCUUGUUUCUCUACACUUGUGUUAGAGCUUCUCAUUGUAUUAUAUUCAUAUGAAUUGAAUGCAUUUUGGUUUUGGCAAA